GCUAUCCUUGUCUCUUUCCGUCGAUGUCGAUGACAUUGAGGAAACCAACUGUCCUCAUAAACAAACCUUAACAACCUUACGCACAGCAGGAUUGACCCCGGCGCGAAGUUGAUAACGUCCCCUCGGAAUUGCCACUAAUGACUCCAGCUCCGAUAUCAAAUCCUCCGUCGACGGGCAGGGUAACUACCGCCAUUCCUGUAACGAGAAGGGAAGAGGACGAUGAAGUCCGUCCGUACGUGAUUGUAUCAGAGAUUGGCAAAGGAAGCUUCGCUACGGUGUACAAAGGAUAUCACGAGGAAACUCAUGUCCAGGUCGCAAUCAAGACUGUCAAGAGAGACAAUCUAUCUGCCAAGCUCUUCGACAACCUCCAGAGCGAAAUCCAGAUCCUCAAGUCGCUCUCUCACCGACAUAUAACGAGGCUCACUGAUAUUGUGCGCUCAGAGCAUCAUAUCUACCUCAUUAUGGAAUACUGCUCGGGCGGGGACCUCACCGGUUACAUCAAGAAACGGGGGCGCGUCGAGACUCUCGAGUACAUUCCCUCGCCUGGCGCAGCACCGCAAUACUAUCCUCACCCUAGGACAGGCGGUCUAGAUGAAGUCGUCUUACGAAGUUUCUUGCGACAACUUGCUCGGGCUCUCAAAUUCCUGCGACAUCAUAAUCUGAUCCAUAGGGACAUAAAGCCUCAGAAUUUACUUCUGAAGCCCGCCAGUCCCGAAGAACUCGCUAAAGGUCAUCCUCUAGGCGUGCCAAUCCUUAAGGUAGCCGACUUUGGGUUUGCUCGUUCUCUACCCAGCGCUAUGAUGGCGGAAACGCUGUGUGGUUCACCAUUAUACAUGGCACCUGAGAUACUCGGUUACAAUAAGUACGAUGCCAAAGCCGAUCUCUGGUCUGUCGGUGCGGUUCUCUACGAGAUGGCAGUCGGAAAGCCUCCCUUUCGUGCUCAAAACCACAUCGAACUUCUAAAGAAGAUUGAGCAUUCCAAAGGCAUCAAGUUUCCCGACGAAGACCCUCAGUCAACAGCAGGAAAGAGCGGAGGCGGCGGCAGCACCGACCUUCCUGUACCAAAUGACAUUAAGAAGCUCAUCCGUGCCUUGCUUAAGCAGAAGCCGGUCGAACGCGCGAAUUUCGACGACUUCUUUGGCAGUCAAGCUAUGGCGAAAUCAAAAUUCCCUAAACCACGAGAGUCUUCUCCCGAGCCGGAGCCCACAUACGAUGAUGGCAAGCCUUGGACGGGACGCCCGCCAACUCCCCCUCAUCAUAGAAUCAUCCCGCCGGAGGUGCUGGAUCCUACAGCGAUGAUUCCUCCAAGUAAAUUCAACUUUCGGAGAACGUCAACAUUGGGUGAUGCGCCACAGGCGGAGACACCUAUAUAUCCGACGCCGACUCGGGAACACGCGCCACCACCUCCCAUAUCUAGGCGGCAGUCAAGUCAAGCUCCUGUCACCGUGGAGAGAAAGCCUCCUAUACCCGUAGAAGCUUCUGUCAUCCCUGGAGAGACAGAAGAAGAUGGGAUUCUCCGUCGCGAGUAUGUUUUGGUCGGAGACAGUCGCGCUCUGGAGUUCAACCGUGCAAUAGACGAGCUGAGCUCCGUUCCCCGCAAACCGUUGAAUGAUAGGCGCGUACCACCUUCACCCUCAGUCGAAGACCCGGCAGUGGAUAUCACCUUUCCGCCCCCUCCACAUCCCAAUGCUCCGCCACUAUCACAUUCUCCGUCAAGCAUAGCAUCGAGAGCUGCUACGAAUGCAUUAAAUAGGGCACUCAGUUUAGCCUCAAAGAAGCUGUUCGGCCAUCGUUCAUCCCCAUCGCGUGAUUACAGUGCGCCUUCUUCUCCUCGAAGACCACAAAUAAUAGCCUUGGAUGGCGAUGGAGAACGUGAUCCUCUCGAGGAACAACUCCUCGCUGAAUUAGAAGAUUUGGCACAGAAAACUGACGUGCUAACUCAUUGGGCCGACGAAAUGUACGAAUAUGUCAAGGCCAUUCCGCAGAAACCUCUUGCCGAUCCGAACAGGUUUGCCAAGCGGGAUGGAGAGGCUGAUCGACAGGCUCGGAGACGGAAAAAUGGCGAGAUGGAAGCUGAAUACAACGCUGUGACGUGUGUUGCGGUGUAUAUGCUCCUCAUGUCGUUUUCGCAGAAGGGCAUCAACAAGCUGCGAAACCAUCAAGAGCAUAUGAAGAUGCGGCGUCCUGACGGGGAUUUUGUCGUCAGUGAAGGGUUUGAUGAUGCAUUGUCGUGGUUCAAGAAUCAUUAUUUGAAGUGUAAUGAUCGAGCGAUAUUGGUCAAAACGUGGUUGCCGGCCCAGUACGACGGACCUAAGACGUGGCUAGACCAACUAGUCUAUGACCGUGCGCUCGUUUUAAGUCGCACUGCAGCGCGGAAAGAACUUCUCGACCAGGCUACCAGCCCGGACGAGUGCGAGAAGUUGUAUGAAGAAUCAUUGUGGUGUCUGUACGCUCUGGAAGAUGAUCUAUUGCAGACGGAGAAUCCAUUCAUGGACGAGGAUCGGGAGACUAUUGCUACUUGGAUCAAGAGGACCAAGUUGCGUCUGGUGCGAUGUCGUGCGCGGAUGAACAUGACUGAGCGCGAACGAUUGAACGAUGUCAAGGCUGAUGCCAACCUCGUGGAUGUAGCCAGGAUACCAGCACCAUGGGACGCGAAGCCUAAACCAGAAGAUAAGCCUCCUGCUCCGCCUUCAUGAGAAACUGUCUUGUUUUUGCUCUCUUUUUCUUUCUGGGCCCAUCGUAUAUAUCUAUAUCUGUAAUUGGUUGUAUUGUUACUCGCAUCGUUCAUUUUCUCCUUUCAUUCAUCUGUCUCGGUAUUAAUUAC
Messenger RNA from Desarmillaria tabescens, 2824 nucleotides. RefSeq names its product kinase-like protein. Lineage: Eukaryota; Fungi; Basidiomycota; Agaricomycetes; Agaricales; Physalacriaceae. Gene Ontology annotation, molecular function: protein serine/threonine kinase activity; ATP binding. Gene Ontology annotation, cellular component: cytoplasm; cytosol; phagophore assembly site. Bases 138 to 2696 code for a protein of 852 amino acids. The record is from RefSeq and is a predicted model, not a curated record. Gene Ontology annotation, biological process: reticulophagy; autophagosome assembly; peptidyl-serine phosphorylation. The transcript has 11 exons.